Molecule: messenger RNA, 714 nt
Organism: Penicillium arizonense
Lineage: Eukaryota; Fungi; Ascomycota; Eurotiomycetes; Eurotiales; Aspergillaceae
Product: VOC family protein
Exons: 1
Coding region: 1-714 (237 amino acids)
Source: RefSeq, a predicted model, not a curated record
AUGCAUCCACAAACCCUCCUCCCCUUCCUCCUCUCCCUCCUCGCAAUCCACACAACAGCCUGCAACCCAACCCGCCGCUCAACAAACACAAACACAAACACAACAACCCCCAAUCCCUUCAAAAUAGGCACCGACGGCCCAGCUCCACCCAAAACCCUAGGCUACGCCCUAAACCACAUGGGCCUGAUAACCAAUAACCUAACAGCAAUGAAAACAUUCUACGGCUCCAUCCUCGGAAUGCGCACCCUCUUCGACGUAACCCUAACACCAGAAUACACAGUAACAUACAUGGGCUACGCGCAAGGCGGACGAAACGGAACGGGAUUCCAAACCGGGACCGAAAUGACAACUUCUAAGAAUAACAUGUACGGAUUGCUCGAGAUUGUUGAGUUUAGUGUUUCGGAUGAUCGGGUCGUUGCGUCGACUCAGCGCACGAAUACGUUUAGCCAUGUUGGGCUUGUUGUUCCUGAUGUUGUUGAGGCGCAGGCGUAUCUUGAGGGUGCGGGUGUUGAGAUUCUCAAGGGGGUUGGUGUGCCCAUUACGGAGUUUGAGGGGGCUGUUCCUAAUGCGCUUGGGGUUGGGGGGUUUGCGGGUGCGCAUCUUGAGGCUAAGAGGAGGCUUGUCGAGGCUCAGGGGUUGAUUGGUUGGGAGAACUUUUUGUUGUUGAGGGAUCCGGAUGGGAAUUUGGUGGAAAUUCAGCAGCAGGAUAUUUAG